ACAGUGCUUACUUAUACUCAUUUUGCAGUGUGAACCAAAAUUGAAUAUCGAUAUCGGUAAUAUCGGUUAUUGGCGAUAUCACAAAUCUUAAUAUCGGACAUCGUAUUGAUCAGAAAUUUUUACAUUGUGCAUCACUAGUUCACGGUAAUGAAGGGGAUGUCAUUCAGUGCAACGAUGUGGCACAUCGAUAGUUUUUUUAUUAGUAAAAAUACUACAGGAGCCAUAUAUGAGAACAAUCUGAUAAGAGUGAUUUGAAGUCCAGCCAGCAUCACCUAUUCUCUGGUUGAGUCCAAAAAUGCUGCUCCCACCUGGAAACUGUCUGAGGUCUCGACUCAGCACUCACCAAUCAAAGCUGAAAAUGGACACUGAUUCAUGAAUGAUUCAUGGUGUGGGCGGGAGCUUCUGCUGCUGUGAGCUGCAAAGUGGGCGGGACGCUGAAAUUGUGACAGGCCGCUUAACGAAUGGUGCAGGGGCAGGGCUAUAGGAGGAGAGCCAAUGAUGGAGAGAAGCCUGCCGCCGCUCAGCUGAGACAUGAAGAGCUGCAAGGAGUGGCGGAGGACGGCGGCGAGUGCGCGAGCGGAGGCUGAACGUGCAUGAGAGUGCUCUGGAGGAAAACAGGUCGAGGAGUGAACGUGGAGGAGGGAGAGAGUGGAAGACCGGGAGAUAGGUGGAGCACCAAAAAAAAAAAAAAAGGAGAGUGCAUCUGUUGACUUGCAUCUUCUAUACAUUGAGCCAGACACACAGAAAUCAUGGCCAACAUGACAACAACUAUAAACCCAAGCAAUGUCCCAGGGCACCUGGAGGCCGUCCCUCUAUCCCGCGUCUCCCUGCAGGUCCAGGAAGUCUACCCAUUCCAUGAUGGCUGGAAUGUGGCCUGUUUCGUCAUCCUUCUGCUUUUCAUCCUCACCGUCUUGUCCCUGGCAGCUUUGGCUGUGCUAUACGAGCUGCUGGACUGUGGGUGCUGUGCCAAAGGGAAAACGCACCACCAGCUACAGGAGGAAGGGCCGGGAAGCUGCAGCAAGCUCAUUAUGACCAGCAUUUGCAAGGAGCCAGAAUCCCAAACAGAGGUGGUAUAGGGGCAGCAAGGCAUGAAGAAAAUUGCAAAGUAGGAAUUUGGGUUUCACUGCUGAAUCCACAAUACAACAGUGCUGCCCCUGAUCCCCUAAAAAAAAAACAAAAGACCUUCUGAAAAUGACUAAAAGUGGUUCAGUUGUUCACAGUUAGGAGGAUGUUGAGAGAAGAGACAAAAUAUGAGAGUAAUGUGGAAAAAGGAAGAGGACACUGGUUUGGAGCGAGUCUCAUUAGCUUUUCAUUUCAGUUAAGAGGGAAUCACUCCACAUCUACAGCUGACCCUGAAAGCCAUAGUCUACACCAGAAAUAACACUAGAAGAAAAACCAAGCACCUGAGUAGAAAUACUACAAAUUGUGUGGCCUGAAAAACUCAAAUUUCCAAUGCUUAAAAAUGAAGGUUGUGGAAGAAUGUGCCACGCUAAAUGAGCCCUUUCUUGCUUUGUUUUGUUAUAUGAAGUCGCAUGGCCAAAACAUGGCAACAAAGAAAAAAAAAAGAAGAAAAAAAACAGAUUCUGACCCAUAUCAGCAAAUUUAUAAACAAGCAUUCCUGCUAAACAUCAACUACCCUGCAAGUACUACACAUACUUGUGACCUACUAGAUGCAAGUUAGCUUCUAUUAGACAUGUUGUAUAUAUAAAAAUACUGUCCAAAUCUAAGGACAUGAAUAUCCUGGUUUAAACUGAUCAGGCUUAGGUGGACAUCAUCAUUGCUUUGGAUAAAGACUGUAUUUCCCUGUUUUUCAGUAAAUUGUAUGCCAGUGUUGUCAACAUGUUUAGCAUUGCAACAUUAUCUUCUGACAAGUUUGGUUGCUGCACAGUGAUGUACUUUAUGUCAUAUUGAGCACAAUGUAUAAUUUCAUAUGCCUUACCACAAAAUGCCUAAUAAAUUGUCACUGAAUAA
Molecule: messenger RNA, 1971 nt
Organism: Stegastes partitus (bicolor damselfish)
Lineage: Eukaryota; Metazoa; Chordata; Actinopteri; Pomacentridae
Gene: smim18
Product: small integral membrane protein 18
Exons: 2
Coding region: 750-1076 (108 amino acids)
Source: RefSeq, a predicted model, not a curated record